UCAAUUUUGGGAGGAAAUCGCUUUAUUCUGAAGGAGAUUUUACCGGAAGUAUUCUUGCUCCGCUAGGUACAGCAAAACCUAAAACUGUUGCUUCCGCAUUGCAUCCUUGUUUAUAGGUUUUAGAGAAAACGGUGGAGAAAAGGAAACUGCGAGAACUCUAUAACAAAUUUUCCGAGACCCUACCUACUUGAAGUUCUCAUACUGAGAAACUAACAAAUAGUAAAUCAGGAUCUAAGAGUUCACAACAAACAAGUGUGAGUCCAGUUUGUGGUCUGAAUGGCAACAGCUGCAGAGGAGUCUCCAGGGCUUCAGGGCCACACCAGCAACCGCAGAGUCAGUUCUGGAGGAGACUCUCUUCUCUCAGAGGUUUCACUGGGACUCGAAAAAAUGUUUCUCCAGAGAGUCCAAGCAUGUCUCAGACCAUGAAAAAAACUAUUGGCCAUCGUGGAACGGAUCCCACUGGGGAGACAACUUAUAAGAAGACAACUUCAUCUGCCCUGAAAGGUGCUAUCCAGUUAGGUAUCACACACACGGUGGGAAGCUUAAGCAGUAAACCCGAGAGAGACGUGCUGUUGCAGGAUUUUGAAGAAGUGGAAAGCAUCUUCUUCCCCAAUGAGGGCAGCAACCUGACACCAGCUCACCACUAUGGAGACUUCAGGUUCAAGACAUAUGCUCCACUCGCCUUUCGCUACUUCAGGGAGAUGUUUGGCAUCCAGCCUGGUGACUACAUGUAUUCUCUGUGUAAGGAUCCACUCAUCGAGCUGUCAAACUCCGGGGCCAGUGGAUCUCUCUUCUAUGUUUCUAGUGAUGAUGAGUACAUUAUUAAAACAGUGCAGCACAAAGAGGCAGAAUUUCUACAGAAACUGCUUCCUGGAUACUUCAUGAACCUGAACCAGAACAAGCGGACCCUGUUACCAAAGUUUUAUGGACUCUACUGCGUGCAGGCAGGGGGUAAAAACAUCCGUAUUUUAGUCAUGAACAAUCUGCUCCCGAGUGCUGUACAAAUGCACCUGAAGUAUGAUCUAAAGGGCUCCACCUAUAAGAGACGGGCCUCAGUUAAAGAGAGGGAAAAGGCUGUGCCCACAUACAAGGACCUGGAUCUCAUGCAGGACAUGCCUGAAGGGGUGUUAUUGGAGGGGGACAAGCACAAUGCUGUUUGCAAGACCAUCCAGAGAGACUGUCGGGUCUUAGAAAGUUUUAAGAUUAUGGACUACAGCCUUCUGAUGGGAAUCCACAAUGUAGAUCAGGCUUGUAGAGAGCAGGUCAGUGAAGAGGUGGUUGCAGGAGCUGUGGACCAGAAAAAGCCACAUGGCCAGAAGUCCCUGUACAGCACUGCUAUAGAGGCCAUUCAGGCAGAGACAGACAGAAUGGGAUCACUGGACGACAAAACAGGAGGAAUCCCGGCACGAAACUCGAAAGGCGAGAGGCUGCUGUUGUACAUUGGUAUCAUUGACAUUCUGCAGUCCUAUAGAUUUAUAAAGAAGCUUGAACAUUCGUGGAAAGCUUUAGUUCAUGAUGGGGACACUGUAUCGGUACACAGACCAAGUUUCUAUUCAGAGCGAUUUCAGAAGUUCAUGUGCAAUACAGUCUUCAGGAAGAGCACAUUAAAGCCCUCCCCAUCUAAGAAACGCCGUGCAGCUAACCACGGUAUUUUGAAAAAGAUAGCUGGCACUGGGCCUCUUCUGUUGACCCCAACCAGCAGCAACAACCAGCAACAUCAAGUCAGUUCUGAGACCAGAGAAGACACUGAAGGAGAAAAUGUCGGGCAGUUAGGUCGUCCUGACUUCCUUUUAGAGACCUUACUACGCAGAAGCACUGAUCGUAAAACUGCUGAAACCUCCUCCAUGAACUCCUCCUCCUUGGGAACCCCUGCAUUUGCUCCUACAAGCCAGCCUCCAUCUCACUUUAAGGACAGCCAGAGGUCUGUGGGAACGGAUUUAAACAACACAUUGAGCUAUGAUCAGGAUCACAGCACCUCCCAGGGAACACAGUUUGGGACUUCUGAAGAAGGCUUGGAGACUGAGGAUAUGUUCUCACUCAGUGACAUAACUCCUAAUACAAGCAAAUGUUCUGUGUGAAAAGAAUGGGACUCAAAUGAAUGAGCUCAGAGGAUGGUAUGAGCGGGGUUGAAAUAUUAAAGUUAUAUUGUAUUUCAGCAAGACUGAGUAAGUUAUUAAGUGUUUUUUGUUGUUCUUUUUGCACGUUGAUUUUCAAAUCUCAAAGGGGUUUGAUUGUAAAUGGGUGGUUGCGUUCAGACCCUAGUAACUGUGGGUACAUGAAUGCUGUGGUUAUUGAACACUAUUAGUCAUCUCAAAUGAAUGCUUGCAGUCACAACUACAGAUUGUUUUUGGCACUGAUGUGCUCAACUAAGCCAGCAGUCUGUGAUGAGUGUAACUUGAGGACUUUGCCAUAGCAAAGCAAAAUGUUUUCAUUGAAGCAAAGUUAUUUCAUAUUCAUUGUCUCCUUUUUUUGUUUACCAAAAUGCUGUAGCACAUCCUCAUGCACACUUGGCUCUGCAAAUGUGUAGUAUCUAGAGUGCUGUUGCUGCUACACAUUUGACUGAGAUGCUUUAUAUUAUAUUACUUGGAUUGGAUUUGUUUUUUUUUUUAAGAAAUUACAGUUUUCCUACAUGACAAGCUGCAGCUUUUUAAGCCUACUCUAAAUACAAACACUGCUAGAAAAAGACGCUCUAAUGAACCAGUACUACUGCAGAGACUGUGAAUCCCAAAUACCCUCAUGUUCAGGUCAAAGUGUUAUUUUAAAAGGAUUUUUUAAAAAAUACUUAUACACUGUAUGAUCUGAUAUCAGAUUUAGGUUUAGAGUGAAAGUUGGCUUAUAACCAAAUGUGAUACUCAGUUGUGGGCAAAGCACCACAGCAAACCUGGGGCCUGUCUCAUGAAUUCAGUGAGUUAGUCAUCAAAGUAUGUAGUUAACCGUGUCUUUUCAAUGUCACAGGGAGACCCAGACUUUCAGUUAUUACUAUGGUAACUAAUGUCCCUGACCAAAACUGCAGUUUCCCCGUGGAGAUAAGCAUUUUCAGCCUAUCUCUUAUCAAAUUCACUUUUUUAUUUGAAUAACAAAGAUGUGUGAGCUUUGUGAGACAAGUUAUUCAGAAUUGCCAGUGUUAAGUGUAGUGAAGCUGAUAAAAAGACAUUUUUGAGACAGGCCCCAGCUGUAGUAUAGUUCCUAUAUUUUUAUGAGAAAACAUGAUGUUGGCUACCUGGUGUGUGGAGGUCACCGUUUGUCUACUUUUUGUUAACUAAAACUUGUAGAUGUUGUAUCAGAGGCUUCACUGUAGUUGGAUUUAGCUCUCAGAAUGGGUAUUUAGUGUUUUACUUUGAUGUUAUCAUUGGUUAUCUUUAGCUUGCCAAGUGUAACUGAAUUGUUAGAUAUUUAAAAAUGCAGAAAUGUAUUAGACUACAUUUUCAGUACACCAGCAUACAAGAUCUGUGAUUUGAGAGAUACUUAAAAUAUGCAACAAAAUUCUUUGGUUACACAUAUGCAUAUGUGUGAAUGAAUGGACUGUGCAGUACAUAAAGUGAGUCAACAAUUUUCCAGCCAAGAUAUGAUGAAUGAGCAUCAUUUAGGCAUAAUAUUUAGAGGUUAUUUUAUUCUGUUGACUGUUCAAACUAUCAGACAAUGAUCUGUCCGAAUAUUAAAAGUGAUGCUACCUUAUUGUGACAACUCCAAAGCAGUUACACACACACACACAGCCUGUGGACCAAACAUGUAAAUAGUCAUAUUUAUUAAAAUAUUUAUUACCGUUUGUAUUUUCAAAAUGAUUGUUAAUGAAUUGAAAGUGUGCCUUUCCUUUGCACAACAAAUCUUUGUCUAAGUGUAAGAACUUCAGAUGAUUUUGGUUGUUAGGUUAUCAUAACAACUGUUAAAUCAUCCUUUAUUUUUGUGUAUAAUUUUUCUUCAUUUGCUUCUGAACUGUAUGAGAGCACAUCUGUAUUCAGUGACUUUUCACUGAAUAUUUACUGGGUUUUUCUCUCUUUUGGGGAUUUCAUAAUUUUGUACCCAAAGUUAUUAAAGAAAAAAAAUGUUGCAUUUGCUUUUUACUUUUUAUGUGUUUGGUGAUAGGGCAAUACAUGCUGUUACACAAUUUUAAUUUGUUAACCAUCAGGCAUUUUUACUGCUACUAAUGU
Molecule: messenger RNA, 4148 nt
Organism: Monopterus albus (swamp eel)
Lineage: Eukaryota; Metazoa; Chordata; Actinopteri; Synbranchiformes; Synbranchidae
Product: phosphatidylinositol 4-phosphate 5-kinase type-1 alpha-like
Exons: 17
Coding region: 411-2078 (555 amino acids)
Biological process (GO): phosphatidylinositol phosphate biosynthetic process
Cellular component (GO): plasma membrane
Molecular function (GO): 1-phosphatidylinositol-4-phosphate 5-kinase activity
Source: RefSeq, a predicted model, not a curated record